Molecule: messenger RNA, 4899 nt
Organism: Colletotrichum karsti
Lineage: Eukaryota; Fungi; Ascomycota; Sordariomycetes; Glomerellales; Glomerellaceae
Product: ABC transporter
Exons: 1
Coding region: 1-4899 (1632 amino acids)
Biological process (GO): lipid transport; transmembrane transport
Cellular component (GO): membrane; intracellular membrane-bounded organelle
Molecular function (GO): ABC-type transporter activity; lipid carrier activity; ATP hydrolysis activity
Source: RefSeq, a predicted model, not a curated record
AUGGCGUUCCUUCGCCAGACCUGGGCACUGAUUCUGAAGAACUGGAAGAUCAUCAGCCGGCACUCCAUUUCCGCAGUCUUCAUCGCUCUCAUCCUGCCCAUCGCCUUGACGACCUUCUUCAGUUUUGCAAAGAACCUCUUCGUUCCUCCAGCCGUCUAUGGCAUUUCCGAUCCCCGGCAUAUCCGCUCUCUUCCAGAUGCCCUCAGUGCCGCAACUAGCGCCGGUAGAGAAACCGUCGUCUUCGUGAACAACGGCCUCUCUGGCGGUGACAUCGACCGCGUCAUUGAUUCCCUCGCCCAAUCCGUUGAGAGCGCCGGCAAGAAAGCUCUGCGUCGAUCCUCGACCGCUGAUCUCGGCACCGACUGCCGGAGCAACCUCCGCGGCGUCUCGACAUGUUACGGCGCCGUCGUUUUCCAGUCCUCCCCCACCGAGGGGACCGCCGACUACUGGAACUACACUCUCCGCAGCGACGGGGCCUUGCGAUCCAUAGUCAUCGACGUCGACUCGGAUAGUAACGAUGCCCAAAUCUACCUCCUGCCACUGCAGCGCGCCGUUGAUGCCGCCAUCGCCUCAGUCGCCGGCUCGAGCACUGGGACCUCCCAGGUCCAGCAGGGCCCUCUGCCUGACACUGUUGAUGAGUAUCCCUUCACCAGCAUGACACAGGAAGAGCGUGCCGUUCAGGUCCGCAUUCGCUACCAAAGUGCCAUCACCAACUGGAUGGGUGUUGCGUUCAUGACCAGCGUCAUUUUCAUCACCUAUCACCUUACUGGAUUCAUUGCGACCGAGCGCGAGAGCGGCAUGACCCGACUUCUCGAUGCCAUGAUGCCCGUUAAACACAGGUGGCAUGCCCAGGCUGCCCGUAUCAUAUCAUGCCACUUUGCUUUUGUCGUCAUAUAUAUCCCCGGUUGGGUCAUUGGCUCUCUGGUGUUGCGCGCCGGCGUCUUCGCCAACACGAGUGUUGCUACGGUCUUGGUUUACCAUCUCCUGAACGGCAUAGCAAUGGCCUCGUAUGCAAUUUUGGUGUCCUCUCUAUUUCGAAAGGCACAAAUUAGCGGAAUUGCAGCUACCCUCAGCGUCCUCAUUCUUGGUAUUCUUGCGCAGUCCAUCUCUUAUCCCAGCACCGCAGCCGUCGGCCUUUUGAGUUUUCUCUUCACGCCAUGCAAUUAUGUGUACUUCAUUACAUAUAUGGCUCGAUACGAAAGAGACGACAGCCCAGCGGAUCUCACCAAAGUUCCUCCAGGCAGCCCGUGGAACCUGACCGGAAUCGUUCUUUGGGUGUUUUUGAUCAUUCAGAUCUUUGCGUAUCCAUUACUUGGGGCCGUCCUCGAAUCGAAACUGCACGGCACAACAACUAAGGGCAGAAACAUUGUCUACGGUCCGUCGGGAAGCCAGGAAAAUGAUGCCGCGGUGCGCCUCGAGGGCUUCACCAAAACAUACAAGCCCUCGGCUCUGCGCCGCAUGUUUUCAUUCAUUUCACCCCCUCCUGAACCAGUAUUCGCGGUCAACAGCCUGACUUUAGACGUGCGAAGGGGUCAAAUUCUUGCACUCUUGGGUGCCAAUGGCAGCGGCAAAUCUACCACCCUCGACUCCAUCGCUGGUACUAACAAACUUACGAGUGGCUCUAUCACUAUUGAUGGCACUGGUGGUUUGGGAAUUGCGCCCCAAAAGAACGUUCUCUGGGAUGAGUUGACUGUGGAGGAACAUAUCAAGAUUUUCAACCGGCUUAAGGCCCCCGGAAAUCUUGCUUCCAAGCAGGAGAUCCGCGAUCUAAUCAAGUCAGUCGAUCUGGAGCUGAAGCACAAAUCCAAGUCCAAGACGCUAUCGGGUGGACAAAAGCGAAAGCUUCAACUGGGCAUGAUGCUCACGGGAGGAAGCGCUGUCUGUUGCGUUGAUGAAGUCAGCAGUGGCAUCGACCCUCUCAGUCGACGGAAGAUCUGGGACAUCCUUCUGGCAGAACGUGGACGUCGGACUAUUGUACUCACCACCCACUUUUUGGACGAGGCUGACCUCCUCGCUGACCACAUCGCCAUCCUAUCCAAGGGCACAUUGCGUGCUGAUGGAUCGUCGGUUGAGCUGAAGGAUCGUCUCGGCGGCGGGUACCGGGUUCAUGUUCACAAGGACACCGGUAUCAAGAACGCGCCCGAUGUUGAGGGCGUUGAGAAGAAGAUCUCCUUUGAUCUCGUGAGCUAUAUUGCCCCGUCUUCGUCCUUGGCUGCUCAAGUCAUCCGCACGCUAGAGGCCAAUGACAUCCAUGAGUACAGAUUUUCCGGGCCUACCAUCGAGGAUGUGUUCCUGCAGCUUGCAGAAGAGGUCCGCGGGGAAUCAGGCGACUCCUUCCCCGACAGUAAUUCGGAGUACAACGAGAAGAAAGCUGCGUCGAACGAGGUUCUUCCCGUGGGUGCGGUGCCUCAAGGGGGCUUGCAGUUGCUGGAUGGCCAUCGAAUCGGCUACAUGAAGCAGGCCGCCGUACUCUUCCGCAAACGACUCACGAUUCUGAAGACCAACUGGAUCCCCCACCUGGCAGCAUUCAUACUCCCUGUGGCAGCCGCCGGUCUUGUCACCUUGUUUAUCAAAGGCCAGACACAAGCUGGGUGCGCGCCAUCGGAAGAGCGGUCCCUCGACCAGGCCCAAGGCUUCAGUCUCACUGACUUCACAUGGAAGUUGGUUCUUGGGCCGUCUUCAAAGUUCGAUCUGAAUACCGCUGCUACUGUUCUUCUUCCAGUCUUCAACGCAGCUUCUGGUAGCUCUGGCUCUGGUUCGGGAUCUAACUCCACUACCGGGCUGGAGUUCGCGAGGCAAUUGCUGCAGGAGAACGCGACUUUCGCCGAGACUUUUGAGGCCUUCCAAAACACCAUCGUCGAUCGACGUAUGCAGACUGUACCGGGUGGCCUCUGGCUCGGUGACAGCGCGAUGCCACCUACUGUGGCCUACAUGGCCAACUACAACGGCCUCAUCAACCCGCUGUUGUCCCAGAACCUCAUGAACAUGCUGCUCAGCAACGUGACGGUAUUGAUGGAAUGGGCCCCAUUCGCUACUCCCUGGGACCCUGACACCGGAAAUUCUCUGCAGUUUCUCGUGUACACUGGAAUAGCGCUUAGCUGUUAUCCGGGCUUCUUCGCCCUGUACCCGAGUCUGGAACGUCGAUGGGGUAUCCGCGGCCUGCAGUACUCCAACGGCGUUCGACCUCUGCCUUUGUGGCUUGCAUACCUCGCUCUCGACUUCAUCGUCGUUCUCGCCUCUACUGCCCUCGUCACUAUUCUCUGGGCGGCCUUGUCGAACAUCUGGUACCACAUCGGCUAUAUUUUCCUUGUCUUCAUGCUGUACGGCUUGACUGCGAUCCUCCUGGCCUACGUCGUAUCUCUUUUCUGCAAGACGCAGCUUUCCACAUACGCAUGGGUUGCUGCUGGACAAGCAGUGAUGUUCCUGGUUUACUUGGUUGCGUAUCUCUGUACGGUCACAUACGCGCCAGUCACCAAAGUAGACGACUAUCUCCUCGUCGUCCACUUCGUCAUCUCCGCAGUUGCACCGAUCGGAUCAGUGAUCCGCACCAUGUUUCUGGUUCUGAACCUGUUCUCCACGGCAUGCGACGGACGGCAGCUCGCACAAAACCCAGGCGGCAUGCUUCAGUAUGGAGGUCCCAUCCUGUACUUGAUUCUGCAGUCCAUUCUUCUAUUCAUCAUCCUGCUUUGGGCGGACAGCGGCUCCGUCGGUUCGACUGUACGGCGACUCUGGCAGCGACGGCAUACCGAGACUGAGGAUCCGGCCUUAUCCGACGAAGAGUUGGCGAACGAGUUGACCAGAGUCACCACCACGAAUAAUAACGAUGAUGGGCUCAGAGUAAUGCACCUGACGAAGACGUUCGGGAAGAACACGGCCGUGGACAAUGUCACCUUUGGCAUUCAGCGCGGAGAAGUCUUUGCCCUCUUGGGGCCCAACGGAGCCGGCAAGUCGACGACCAUCUCCUUGAUUCGAGGAGACCUCAAGCCGAGUCGCAACGGCGGCGAAAUCCUGGUCGAAGACAAGUCCGUUAUUCACGACUUGCCCUCCGCCAGGUCGCACCUCGGAGUGUGCCCUCAGCACGAUGCGAUGGACCUGAUGACGGUGCGAGAGCAUCUCGAAUUCUACGCCCGCGUUCGCGGCAUCCCCGACAUCGCCCACAACGUCGACGCCGUGAUCCACGCAGUCGGCCUGCAAGCCUUCUCUACACGCAUGGCGAACGCGCUGUCGGGCGGCAACAAGCGAAAACUGAGCCUCGGCAUCGCGCUCAUGGGCAACCCUACCGUCCUCCUCCUGGACGAGCCAUCCAGCGGCCUGGACGCCGCGGCUAAGCGUAUCAUGUGGAAGACGCUGGCGGCCACGGUCCCCGGGCGGUCGCUGCUCCUCACCACGCACAGCAUGGAGGAGGCCGACGCACUCGCGAGCCGGGCCGGCAUCUUGGCGAAACGCAUGCUGGCCCUUGGCACGACAGAUAACCUUCGACACCGCUUCGGCGACGCGCUCCACGUGCAUUUGAUCAGCAAGACGGCGCCUCACACGACGGCGGAGGAAACCGAGCGCCUCCGCGACUGGAUUCAGAAGAACUUCCCCGGUGCUGAGGUCGAGGAGAAGACGUACCACGGCCAGAUGCGCUUCUCCGUGCCGGCCAGCGAUGUUCUGGGCGUCUUCGGCGGCCACAAGGUCAAGGACAUCACGCGGGCCGAUCAGGACGUCUCGUCCAGCGCGGUUGGACAGUUGGCUGUCAUGUUGGAGGAACAGAGGGAGAACUUGGGCAUCAUGCAUUACAGCGUGAGCCCGACGACGCUCGAUCAAGUCUUCCUCACCAUCGUCGGAAAGCACAAUGUCAAGGAGGAGGGAUACAAGGAACCGGAGAGCAAGCCGUGGUGGCGCUUUGGACUUUGA